Molecule: messenger RNA, 2655 nt
Organism: Entamoeba invadens IP1
Lineage: Eukaryota; Evosea; Mastigamoebida; Endamoebidae
Product: serine palmitoyltransferase, putative
Exons: 1
Coding region: 1-2655 (884 amino acids)
Biological process (GO): ceramide biosynthetic process; sphingosine biosynthetic process
Cellular component (GO): serine palmitoyltransferase complex
Molecular function (GO): serine C-palmitoyltransferase activity; pyridoxal phosphate binding
Source: RefSeq, a predicted model, not a curated record
AUGGAAAACAACGAUCAAUACCAAUUAAGCACUUGGGGAAGCUUAUGGCGUUAUAUUGGCAUUGAACGCCACGCCACAUAUGGCUAUUAUUACAUGCUUGGCUAUGCGAAAGCGACGGACUAUAUCGAUUGGUCGUUGUACUAUUUAGGGUUAAAGGACCAAAAACCGCCUUUAAAAGGAGAGACUCCCGAAGACUUCUACAUCAGAAAAAUCUAUUCGACAUCUUAUGAUUGUUUCAACCGGCCAAUUUGUGGCUCUGCUGCAAAGGAAAUUACCGUUGGGAUCAGACGAGAAGUUCCCAUUGAAAAUAUGAAGCACUUAGUCUUAGUUGAUGGCGUCGAACGAGAAGCUUUGAACUUUGGGUCGUACAAUUACUUAGGAUUUGGUGGAUUACACCCGAUAGUCACUCCACAGAUAUUAAAGACUUUAAAUACUACGGGAGCUACAAUGUCUGGCUUUGCAUCGGAAGGUGGCGUUUCCGCAGAACAAGAAGAGCUCGAGGAGUUAAUGGCCGACUUCUUACACAAAGAGUCUGCAAUCGUCGUUCCAAUGGGCUUUGCGACUAACAGCACUUUGAUCCCAAUUUUACUUGGAAAAGGCGAUGUCGUGUUUUCCGAUGAAUUGAACCACUCGUCCAUCAUCACAGGAAUUAAAAGCUCCAAUGCGGAAGUCAAAGUGUUCAAACACAACGACAUCUCAGACUUGAAGAACAAAUUGGAACUCCUCAAGACUAAAGGAAUGAAAGACGGAAGUCAACCCAAAAAGGUGAUGGUUAUAGCGGAAGGACUGUAUUCGAUGGAAGGGCAAUUUUGUCCGUUAAGAGAAUUAAUAGCACUGAAAAAGAUCUAUGGGUUCUAUUUAUAUAUAGAUGAGGCGCAUUCCAUUGGAGCACUUGGAGAAACGGGAAGAGGUAUUACUGAGCACUUGGGCUGCAGUUUUGAAGAUGUUGAUGUCUUGAUGGGGACCUUUUCAAAGUCAUUUGCUUCAGCUGGUGGGUACAUAGCUGCUGAUAAGAAGACGAUAGAGUUAUUAAAGUCGAAUUGUUAUUCAUACAUCUAUGGAUCAGCAAUGUCACCGAUUGAAGCGCGACAGAUUAUAGCGGCUUUGAACUUAAUGAAAACAGACGAAGGCAAACAAAGAAUCGCACAAUUAAGAAAGAAUUCCAUCACAUUCAGAGAAAAGUUGAUACACGCCGGGUGCCACGUCUUAGGCGACCGAGACUCUCCUGUUAUUCCAGUGAUGUUGUAUCAUGCUGGUAAAGUGAAAGAUGUCUCUCGAGGAUGUUUAAAGAGAGGAGUAGCUGUUGUUGGAGUUGGAUAUCCAGCUUGUUCGAUUACUGCGUGUCGAGUUAGAUUCUGUAUAUCAGCCGCCCAUACUGAUGCUGAUAUGGAGAAGGCGUUCAACGCGACUAUGGAAAGUCUUAAAGAGGUGGAUUGUAUCUUUGGCAACACACCACAGCCAAAUGUCCUCUACACGGCCAAGAAAGUAGAUAUAGAAGAGCUUGAGAACGAGCCAAAGAACCCACGAACGAUGACUCCACUGUAUGAAAACUCAGACAAACGACCCAUUUUGGAGAAAAUAGAACGACCGGAGAAGACUUUGACUGAUUUAUGCACAUAUGACAUCUAUGGGUUUGGCCAAGACAAAGAAAGAACACAGAUCUUAGAGAAUGUCAUCAAUCACUAUGGAUGUGGGUCGUGCGGGCCAAGAGGGUUCUAUGGGACGACUUUAGAGCAUCUUUCUAUCGAAGCAGAGUUGAUGAAGUUCUAUAAUGUGAAUGACGCUCUUGUGUAUUCCUAUGGGAAUAACACAUUAACGUCUGUUGUCCCAGUCUAUGGACAAGCCGGAGACACUGUUUUAGUCGAUGAGAUGUGCAACUAUGAGAUUCAGUUAGGGUGUAGAUUAGCAAAGAAAGCCAAAAUUGUGAAAUUCAAACAUAACGACGUGCAAGAUGUCAUCAAGAAAAUCGGAGAGAUUAAAGAGACUCUAGUCUUCCCGGGAAGAAUCGCUAUAGUCACGGAAGGCGUUUUCAGAGCAGACUUCUCCCUUGCGCCACUUGCCGAGUUGUCGAAAUUAAGAAAGAAGAAUGUCUUGUUAAUAGUUGAUGAUUCUUUGGGGGUUGGGGUAUUAGGAGCGCACUUAAAAGGUUCAUUAGAGCAAGCUGGGUUGACAGUGAAUGAUGUUGAUGUGUAUUGUGGGAACAUGGAAAUGGUCUGUGACACGAUAGGUGGGUUUGUUGUCGGUAAAUAUUCGAUGAUUGACAAACAACGCCUCUUUGGAGCGGGAUACAUCUUCUCUGCUUCAGCUCCACCAUUUACAUGCCGUGCUGCUACAUAUGCCUUCCAAACGUUUGAUAAAGAAGGUGUCGAUAAAGGAAUUGAAUUACGAGAGAGACGCAAAGUGUUUGAUCAAAUGUAUGAAGAGCGUGUGAAGAAUGUGAAGAAGAUAGGAGACGAUAAGACUCCAUAUGUCUUACUUGAUGCUCCCGACAAUGAAAAUUUGGUGAAGGUUUUAAGAGAAAAUGGAUUCUUUGUAGCACAACAAGUCCAUUUAAUAGAGGAUUGGUGUCAAACCAAAUACGUCCGAGUUAAUAUAGGACAGAGCUUUACUCCCGAGAAGAUCAAGACGUUCAUUGAAGUCUUAGCAAAGUUGUAA